Messenger RNA from Fusarium musae, 867 nucleotides. RefSeq lists its product as uncharacterized. The coding region runs from base 1 to 867 and encodes 288 amino acids. The transcript is spliced from 2 exons. Lineage: Eukaryota; Fungi; Ascomycota; Sordariomycetes; Hypocreales; Nectriaceae. The record is from RefSeq and is a predicted model, not a curated record. Gene Ontology annotation, cellular component: membrane.
AUGGCCGACACUGAAACAGCAGGCUUUGACUUUAAGCUUUAUCGCUAUGAUCCUUCUCUUCCAGCGGCAGUUGUCAGCACUGUUGUCUUCGCAGUCCUCUCGGUGCUACAUACUUGGCGAUUAAUUCGAGUUCGCGCUUAUUACUUUACACCUUUCGUCGUUGGCGGUUUUUUCGAAACUAUUGGAUAUGCUGGAAGAAUAUGGGGUCACUUUGACAAGCUCUCCGUCGGUGGUUUCGUGCUACAAGCCAUUCCCAUCCUCGUCGCACCCGCCCUCUUCGCCGCCUCGAUCUACAUGAUUCUCGGUCGCCUGAUCCGAACUGUCGGAGCCGCCCACCUAUCUCUUGUACCCGUCAAGUGGGUGACACGCAUCUUCGUUACCGGCGACGUUAUCGCAUUCAGUUUACAGGCUGGUGGCGGAGGUAUUCAGUCAGCUGGUACCCUGGAUCUCUACAACCUGGGCGAGAAGAUUAUUAUCGCCGGUCUGUUUGUCCAAAUCGUCGUCUUUGGCUUCUUCGUCGUCACCUCGAUCCUCUUCCAUGCUCGACUACUCAAGUCCCCAACACCCGAGUCACUGCGAGGCGAUGUACCCUGGGCGCGAUACCUUUACGUUCUUUAUGCCACGAGUUUCCUUAUUCUUGUCCGAAGUAUCUUCAGAGUGGUGGAGUACCUCCAAGGAAACAAGGGAUACCUUAUCUCUCAUGAGUUUUAUUUAUAUAUCUUUGAUGCUGUUUUGAUGGCCCUGGUUAUGCUUAUUUUUAUGAUUUGGUAUGUCAAGCAUUUGCAGAAGGAGCACAAACCGGCAGAUGUCGAGGACAGGGAGUUGUCCUCGUACGAGAGCCCCGAGGAGUACCGACACAGGAAGUGA